Messenger RNA from Trichoderma aggressivum f. europaeum, 1182 nucleotides. RefSeq lists its product as uncharacterized. Lineage: Eukaryota; Fungi; Ascomycota; Sordariomycetes; Hypocreales; Hypocreaceae. The transcript has a single exon. Gene Ontology annotation, cellular component: nucleus. The coding region runs from base 1 to 1182 and encodes 393 amino acids. Gene Ontology annotation, molecular function: mRNA binding. The record is from RefSeq and is a predicted model, not a curated record.
AUGGCAGACACAAGUCCAGAAUCUCCCCAACCGGCCGAGGUCGACAAGUCGGCUUCCUCCAAGCGCAAGGCCGAGGUCGAGGAAAUCGAGGUCGACGUAAACGCCCCGGAACCGCCGUCAAAACGAGCGCGACGAGCCCUCAAGAAGGGAAAGCCCCUGCCAGCCAAGCCCUCGAGCGACGAUGAGAAGGAUGAUCAAGAUGGUGAGAAGGAAGGCAAGGAUAAAGCACGGUCUGAGCAUGGUGUCUGGAUUGGCAACCUGCCGUUCAGGCUGACAGCCGCAGAGCUGCGCACUUGGCUGAUAGACAAUGCUGGAGGCGUCAUCACGGAAGAGGCGAUUACAAGAGUGAAGCUGCCUACGGUCAAGGACGCCACCCGGCCCAAGGGCGAGAAGCCUGCGAACAAGGGAUUUGCCUACGUCGACUUUGCAGACAUUGGCGGCAAGGUCGCUGCCAUUGCCCUCUCGGAGACAGACCUCAAUGGACGCAAGCUGCUCAUCAAGGACGCCAAGUCAUUCGAAGGUCGCCCGGCUAAGGAGAAGGAACCCGAAGAGGCAGCCGGGAAAUCCGAUGCGGCAUCCUCCAAGAACAAGACGGAGCAGCGCCAAGAGACCAACGCCAGCCGCAAGGUGUUUGUGGGCAACCUGAGCUUCAAGGUCACCGAGGAGGACCUGAUGCGAAACUUUGAAAAGUGCGGAGAGAUUGAGUGGGCCAAGCUGGCCACAUUCGAGGACUCGGGCAAAUGCAAGGGCUACGGCUGGGUCAAGUUCAAGGAGCCCGAAGCUGCCGCCUGGGCCGUCAAGGGCUUUGUCAAGAUCAAGGAGGCGGUGGAGACCGAAGAGGAUUUCCGGGACGACAAGAGCGACGAUGAGGCCGAAGACGGAGAGAAGCAGGCGCAGAAGCAGUUCAAGACAAGAAAGUGGUGGGUGAACCGCAUGCUGGGCCGCGAGCUCAAGCUUGAGCUGGCCGAGGACGACCAGGUGCGAUACAAGAAGCGGUUCGGCAAGGACAAGAAGGCCGACGACACAUCGAGACCUCCCAGGAGGAGCAGGGCGGACGACAGGGACAACAGCAGGGGAAGCAGACCGGAGGCGGCGCCGUCAAAGGGUGCUCCGGACAUUGCUGUCGCUCGUCUCACGGGAGGCUUGGUUGAGCAUACCGGAACCAAGGUUACAUUCGACUAG